CAGUAAGCAACCUUUAAUACGUAACAACGGCAAAGCGCACUCUAAUAAAAUAUGGAGCAACUAAAGUCUAAAAUUGCCGUUGUAACUGGUGCGAGUUCCGGGAUCGGUGCAUCCAUUGUAAGAGAAUUAUUGUCGGCCGAAUUAAUUGUUGUUGGGCUGGCUCGACGUGUCGAACGUGUCAAUGAAUUGAAAUUAAGCCUUUCGCAGGAUCAACAGGCGCGACUGCACGCCAUUAAAUGUGAUGUUUCCAAUGCCAUUGAAGUGGCUGAAGCAUUUGCGGUAAUUGCUGAGAAUUAUGGUCCAGUACAUGUACUCAUAAACAACGCUGGUUGCUUGCGCACGGGACAGUUGUGUACGAUGCCCAGCGAGCAAGUGCAGGAGGUGUUGCUGACAAAUGUUAUGGGCGUGAUCAAUUGUACGCAUCAUGCUUAUGCUGCAAUGAUAUCGGACAACGGCGAUGGUCAUGUGAUUUUAAUUAACAGCAUUUUGGGACACAAAGUACCAGCCAUACCGGGCCAUUUACCGGAGUUGAAUGUAUAUCCUGCCACAAAAUAUGCGUUGACUGCAAUCAACGAAAUUUAUCGGCAAGAGUUUACGGCCCUCGGUACCAGAAUUAAAGUCACAUCUCUUAGUCCAGGUAUUGUCAAUACUGAGCUAAUAUCAGAGGAACAAAAGAGUAUAUGUGGCGAUAUCAUACUACAACCGGAUGAUAUAGCAAAAGCUGUGAUGUUUAUUCUUUCGACUCCAAAACAUGCACAAAUUUACGAAUUAACUAUUAAACCUACAGGAGAUAUAAUAUAAAAAUAAUAAAUAAAAAUUUCUUGAGAUUUUUUUAAACACACAUAUAUUAUUAUUGUUUUUAAAAUAAGAUUUUACGAAUAGUUGAACAUUAUAGAGUUAAUAUAUUGUAAAUGCUAGCAUUAAGUAAAAUAAAUAUU
Molecule: messenger RNA, 938 nt
Organism: Teleopsis dalmanni
Lineage: Eukaryota; Metazoa; Arthropoda; Insecta; Diptera; Diopsidae
Product: farnesol dehydrogenase-like
Exons: 2
Coding region: 52-801 (249 amino acids)
Molecular function (GO): oxidoreductase activity
Source: RefSeq, a predicted model, not a curated record